UUGAUGUUGACACAAGGAAUCCGACAAUUAAGAAAGCUUGUAUUGAGAUGAUGAAGCUUGCGGUUCGCCAACAACGUUACAGGCUGAAGAAGACAUUUUUCGAUCCUUUUCCACUACAUUUAGUUAUGAAAACUUCUCCAAUCAAUUCCAUGUCUGAUAAACAGUGGAUUGACCUUGUGGAAUCAUGGAAGGCUCCAGAAAAAAUGGACAUAUGUCAAACGAACAAAGACAACCGAGAUAAUGUUAUGUUACAUCAAACUACCGGGUCCCAGAGUUACAUGGUCUUUGUUGAAAAUAUUGGAGAUAAGUACAGUGGUCAUGAACCUGAUGCAUUUGAUUUGUUCAAGGACUGCCACUACAACAAGAAAACGAAGGGCUACACGCCUGCUGUGCAGGCUGCAAUUGCUCAAAUGGAGAACAAGUUAUCUACAACUACAGAAAGUGAAGCACCCAAGGUUGUGAAUCAGGUUGUAGCUGAUGUGCUUGCUGAGAGAACACGAAAGAAUCAGUUCCUUUGCAAUGUGGGGAUCGAGAUUGCACAGCCUACAUCCAGUGAACAAAAUGGUGCUGUCCCAGAUCUGCAAGCAGAGAAUGCUAAACUUCGGUCGAUUAUCAACACCCAACAUAGACAGAUUGAUGAUUUGACAAUGAAAGUACAUGAAACAGAGGAGGGAAGAAUCGGGACAAAGAAGAGACAAGUAAGAAGUAAGCUGAGCUGGAAGCGAAACUUGAACUAGUGCUAAGUCAGGUUCGACGGAGUUAAGCAGCUGCAUAUGUUGUUUUGCUGUACCACUGCUACCAUUCUGCUGCUGCUUGCUGUAGUGUUUUGCUGUUUUUGGUGGAGUGCCUAUAUGCCAUGGGAUUGGAUGUGUUCUGCAAUAAACUUUUGUUACUGCAUCAGCAUUUUGUUGCAGAACACAUCAUGGGAUGGGAUGUGAUGUUGCUUCAACAAACUUGUGUGUUGUCAUGCUCAAUUUCUGGAUUGUUGGAUG
Panicum virgatum (switchgrass) is the source of this 992-nucleotide messenger RNA. RefSeq lists its product as uncharacterized. Lineage: Eukaryota; Viridiplantae; Streptophyta; Magnoliopsida; Poales; Poaceae. Bases 48 to 737 code for a protein of 229 amino acids. The record is from RefSeq and is a predicted model, not a curated record. The transcript is spliced from 4 exons.